UCAACGUUUGACAGCUGGCUCUUUGCUUGUACAGAUUGUUUCGAAACAAAAAGAAUACCUAUGUUUAAUUUAUUUGUUAGGGAUUUCGGAUAGUAAGACAGUACAUCUGCUUUUAUGGCCGCUGCCGUGAGGAAUAAUGUUUGGGUUGCUCCGGGGCAGGACGCGCAGUUUCUCUACAAAACCACCGCACCACUGACAGCCGACGGUCUGAGAGGUGAAGAUCAUGGACAAGUGCUCUGUAACACGAGGGAUGCCAUCUCGGGAACUUGCUCUUUUCAUGAUUACAAUUUGGGUAAAUCAGAGAUGGACAGCUACCUGUCUCCACACCCACAGGACAUAGUAAAUUCCAAAAUGCUGUGCAGAGACAGCGCUCUCAUGGUAGAGCCUCCAUUCACUGACGACUUCAACUGCCCUUACAGCGUCAACAUGAGCCUGCUCCUUCCUGACGUCACAUACCUGCACCCUGGUCUCUGCAGGACAAUGAGACAGAUCAAAACGGAACCAUCACACUCUCUGAUGCAUGCCAGCUGUCAGGGCAACGGAGUGCCGCCAACACUCCCAGAAUACCCAGGUGUUUUUAGUGGGGGCGACACCGCUAGCGGUAACUUUUUGAUCAAACAGGAAGCGACAGAUUUCCAGGACGUUCCCCUGUUUCAGCUUUUGAACUCUGACUUGGAGCAGCUCGUUCAUGGGCCACAGCUGAACUCCAUCCCCAUGGCCCCAUUAAGUCUUCCUAUUGGGAACGUCCAUGUAGGCCCUGCGCAGAAUUCUGCCAAACCCACAAGCAGUGCUCAGAAUGAAUGUUUCCCAUUUAAUCAACACUUGGGACAUCAGCAGAGACCAACCUAUUUGCCACCUUCUCCACCGAACUCUGAGCCCUCAAGUCCAGACAGGGGAAAGGAGCUCCUUCACAAUCUGUCCCCGCCUCCCUCCUACCAAGCCAGCAUCGCCUCUAAAUUAACUUUUCAGAGCCAUAAUCCCAUUGAUCCAGGACAGACCUCCAGUGUAGCUCCAAUCCAAAGCCCAAACCAGAAUUCCAGUGUUGGAUUAGUCCAAAUCACAAGUGCUAGACCAAUGCAGUGUCCAACCCUGACACCAGUUCAGACAACUCCAGGCCCACUGUCCCCAGUGUUGGCCCAGUCUGCUCCCUUUAAGUACAACAGAAGGAGUAAUCCGGAUCUGGAGAGACGGCGAAUUCACCACUGUGAUGUCCCGGGUUGCGAGAAAGUAUACACCAAGUCUUCCCAUUUAAAAGCCCAUCUACGGACCCACACAGGAGAGAAGCCAUACCAGUGCUCCUGGGAGGGAUGUGAGUGGCGCUUUGCCCGUUCUGAUGAGCUGACUCGCCAUUUCAGGAAACACACCGGGGCGAAGCCUUUCCAGUGUGGUGUGUGUAACCGCUGUUUCUCCCGCUCUGAUCACCUGGCCCUACACAUGAAGAGACACCAGAGCUAGAAAUCCUCUAAUGCAAAUCAAGUCAAUGUUUUUUUUAUUUUUCAGUAAACAUGGACAAAGAACUGCCACUUACAUAUCAGCAAACAAACAAAUUAAUAACUGGAUUUUUCCACUCACUUCCCAGUGGAGACAGUGCUGGCCCACAUGUAAUUCUUUUAUUGUAAAAAGAUUAAAUAUUACUGUUGCCUUAUUUUAUUUCCACAUGUAUGUCGCAAUAUCGGGGGGACAUUUGUAAAGGUGUCAAUCAAAAAUCAUUAACCUAUAAUAAUCAAAUAAUAUGGCAUUUUUUAAGCCUUUGUUUUCAUUAGAUUUUGUUGUAUUGCAAACUAUUUGAACAAUUUCAAAUUUCAAAGUUUUUUCUUGUACAGAUCAUAUCAAGAAGUGUCAUGGUAUAGGCAUUUAUUUAAGUAACUUAAAUAGUAAAGUAAGUGGAGACAUAGUAUUGCUAUUAACUGGAAGGUCAAAGAAUAUGUUGUCAUAGCCAGCAGGUCAAAGCACUGAUGUGUGUGCGUGAUAUAGAAAGUAACAGCAGUUAGUUGUUAAGUUGUAUGUAAACAAGUUGCGGAUUUACUAAAAGACACGGUAGGAGAAAUAAAUAUUGGGAUGAGCACUGUUUGCAAGCCCUAUGGUGAGUGCAGUCCUUACAGCAUGACUUUAACACUGCCAGAUUUAUGGGUUACUUUGCUACUGAGGUAAACGUUACUCAAAACAAAGUCCAUAUUUUCUCAUAUCACUGAAAUAAUAGGAAAAUACUGUGUUUAAGAUAUAAUAUCAUAUAUUCAUUAGGACAGCAAUAUGAAUGUUCUAUAUCUAUGCCCUUAUGUUGUAACAUAGAUAUGGUCAUUACAGAAAGUGCUAAAUGUCUUUCAAGCAGGUGCAGAUAUAAAUCCAAAUGGUGCAUUUUGAUUUGACUUCUAUGAACACUGCAUGGUUUUAUUUAAUUAUUGAUAACUUAUUUUGAUGGGCUUGUUUUGUCCCAUGUUAACUUCAGCCAUACAGCAAUAUCCCCUUUGACAAGGAUGUUAAAAGAGAAGUGCUCAUACAAAAUGUACAGCUGUGAGUACAUGACAGUUCAACAGCGGGUAAGAGUUUUUUUCUUUCUCCUGGAAGUUGUUAGGAUGGAAAACAUUGAGACGCCUCAAUCUUGACUUUGUUUUGGUUAGGUAUCUUAUAACAGGAUUACAGCAUCAUAUUACUGAUGAUUUGUCUUUAUGCGUGGUUUCAAAGUCUGUGAGAUUUUUUUGGGACUUAGACUGAGCACCUGCCAGUCUGGACAUCGGUGUAAGCUUUUGGUUUCUAUUCACGUAUUCAAACACCUUUUGAAAGUGCCUUUAACAGCUUUUUUUUGGAUCAAUGAAAAACAAACUUUUAUCAGGUACUCUACUCUGUUAAAAUGAUUCGGUGUGUUGCUACCCCUCCUUAUUUCCUCAAUAUAACUUUCUCUAUUUAUGACCAAGUUUCUUUAUAAUUUGAUUCAGGUUGAACAAAAAAGAUUUUCGAAGUCUAUAAUUUGUUCAGAUGUAUAUAUUUUGUAUCUGCUGUUUAAGGAUACAAUCUCUUGAUUGUUUUUGGAUGUGUAAAGAUUUUAAACUUUUUUUUUAAAUUGCAGACUGUUUAUUCUUAUUUUUUGGCAAAGUCUAAGAAGGAUCAAAUUAUGGAAUAUUGUUACAGUCUACACUGUCAUCACUUUCUCCGGCCAAGCAGCUCAAUGGAGUGUGUGCCAGUGAAUUAUUGCAAUACUAUUUUGACAUGAAGAUGUAACCUAAAUUGAUGAAAUGUGCUAUGAA
This is a messenger RNA of Micropterus dolomieu (smallmouth bass), 3242 nucleotides long. It is a transcript of the gene klf5b, whose product is annotated as Kruppel-like factor 5b. Gene Ontology annotation, biological process: regulation of transcription by RNA polymerase II. Lineage: Eukaryota; Metazoa; Chordata; Actinopteri; Centrarchiformes; Centrarchidae. The record is from RefSeq and is a predicted model, not a curated record. Bases 115 to 1455 code for a protein of 446 amino acids. Gene Ontology annotation, molecular function: DNA-binding transcription factor activity, RNA polymerase II-specific; RNA polymerase II cis-regulatory region sequence-specific DNA binding. The transcript has 4 exons.